UCAGUAAACUUUCUAUUUUAAAAUACACUUUUCAUAAUAGUAUUUUUUUAAUUUUUCCCUCCAUUUACUUUCCUCAAUUUUUCGUACAUGGAACCUAACAAUAAUCUAGUGUGCUAACUACUUAUACUUAUCUAGUUGAAUCUAACUUUGUUCUGCUAAUUGCGUUUGAUUGGUUGUAGGAUAUUCAUCGGGUUGUUAUGAAUUGCUUUUUGGGUUUUGAGGCUGGGAAGGAACCACGUCAGGAUGGGUGUCAUUAAGCAGGGAGUCUGAAGAGCUAAGCAGAAAGGACACUGUACGUACUAAUCGUCAUGACUCUGCUUCAGCAUCCAUCGUCAUCCUCCUCCACUUUCAUUGGAUCCGAUUUCAUCCUCCCUGAAUACCAAAGGUUUCAUCGCAAUUCAAGUGUACUGAUUAAUUCCUUUUCGCGCUACAAGGCUUCAUGGCAAGAGCUCGCCGGCGUUUUGGUAUUCUCAGCCAUUCCUUUCACCGCCGUCAAAGCUAUCGCCAACAGUACCUUUGGUGAGACACUCCGUAAACGCUUGGAAGAGAGGAAGAAAGUUGCAGUUGAGAAUUCCGCAAAGUUUAAGGCGCUUGCACAAAUGGCACGAAACGAUAGUAUCUGGUACGGAGAAGAUCGCCCCCGCUGGCUUGGUCCAAUUUCUUAUGACUACCCUGCUUAUCUUAAUGGGGAGCUACCCGGGGACUAUGGAUUUGAUAUAUGGGGGUUGAGCAAGGAUCCCGUGGCCCUUCAAAAGUACUUCAAUUAUGAGAUUUUGCACGGCCGUUGGUCUAUGCUGGCUGCUCUUGGUGCUUUGAUUCCAGAACUUUUAGACCUGACAGGACUUUUUCAGUUUGUGGAACCUGUUUGGUGGCGAGUGGGCUAUUCAAAGCUUAAGGGAGAUACACUUGACUACCUAGGGAUCCCUGGACUCCAUUUUGCUGGAAGUCAAGGAGUCAUUGUCAUAGCCAUUUGCCAAGCCCUUUUGAUGGUUGGACCAGAAUACGCAAGAUAUUGUGGGAUUGAGGCUUUGGAACCCUUAGGAAUUUACCUGCCUGGUGAUAUCAAUUAUCCUGGUGGUGUUCUUUUUGAUCCACUGAAUCUCUCUAAAGAUCCAAUGGCUUUUGAAGAGCUAAAGGUGAAAGAAAUAAAAAAUGGGCGCCUUGCUAUGGUUGCCUGGUUAGGCUUUUAUGUCCAAGCGGCUCUUACAGGAAAAGGCCCUGUGCAAAACCUUCUGGAGCAUAUCUCAGAUCCAUUCCAUAAUAACUUGCUAUCCACUCUAAAGUCUCUGUAGAUAUAUUAGAGAAUUCACUUACCCAAGUUGACAGUGGGGUUCAACCUAUGGCGAUGCACCCUUCCAGCUGUAAUUGUGUCUUAUUUAUAUUUUAAGGAUGUAAUACGUGAACUUCUAAUUUAUCUGAAAUCUCGUUUGAAAAUAAUGUUGUAUCUAGAAAAGGAGAAGACAUCUUGUGCCCAGAAGAAUAUUCUAGGUUGUGCAUACCCAGGGCAAUUAACCAUAAUAUGCUCUUGUUUAUAAUGAGAUAUAAAAAAGACCAAGUUCUGGAAUUAUCCAAAUAACUUCUGUUUAUGAUGGAAUGUAAUUGACAGGGAAACAAGCGUGUUACUUCUUG
Capsicum annuum is the source of this 1629-nucleotide messenger RNA. RefSeq names its product chlorophyll a-b binding protein 7, chloroplastic. The coding region runs from base 309 to 1292 and encodes 327 amino acids. Gene Ontology annotation, biological process: response to light stimulus; photosynthesis, light harvesting in photosystem I. NCBI's taxonomy places the organism in Eukaryota, Viridiplantae, Streptophyta, Magnoliopsida, Solanales, Solanaceae. The transcript has 6 exons. Gene Ontology annotation, cellular component: membrane. The record is from RefSeq and is a predicted model, not a curated record.